AAAUGAUUUAUGCUGUCCCACAGAUUAGGGCUUUUAAAUCCUUCCAAUCUCACUUCCUUAACUUUUGAGUAUAAUAAAUGGCUGGUAUAAUACAUUUUCUUGAGGUUAGUUCAUUAAGAGCGAUCAAAUCCAUGUGCAAGACCUGUGUACCUCAUCAGCAAGUUUCAUGAGAGUAAAAGUUACAAAUGUUCAUUAUUUUUAAGGUACACUAUUAUCAUUUAAGCGGUCUGAUUUUUAUUUCCUAGCGUCCAUUUUAUCCCCUAUUAGUUGGAGUCACGUGAUCCGCAGUUCACCAGAACAGUGAUGAGUUCGAAUAGCCCCGCCCACUUUGCUGUAUCCAGACAGGAGAUCAACCGCUCGCGCUGCUGGAUCACUCGGCGCUCGAUUGCUCUUGCCUGAAGCGAAAAUGGCAGAUAUAGAAACGCAGUUUUCUAUUCCCGACUUCAGCACCUAUCUACAAAUGGACCCUUACCUCAAACCAUAUGAAAAGGACUUUGAAAGGAGAUAUGGUUUAUUUCAGAAGCAGUUGAUGCUCCUGGAGGAGGCUGAAGGAGGCUUUGAUCAGUUCACACGCAGCUAUAAGACCUUCGGAGCACAUCGCCUGCCGGACAACAGCCUCGUCUUUAAAGAGUGGGCUCCAGCUGCUGAGGCUCUGUUCCUCACUGGAGACUUCAAUGGCUGGGAUAAAUUUUCUCACCCAUAUAAAAAGAUGGACUUUGGGAAAUGGGAGCUGCAUAUACCACCUAAGGAGGACAAAACACCAGCUGUUGCUCACAAUUCCAAGCUAAAGGUGGUGCUUCACACGAAAGAAGGAGAGCGACUGUACCGCAUUUCACCUUGGGCGACGUAUGUUACCAAACCUGACUUGUUGGUUGUGUACGACUGGGUGUACUGGGAUCCUCCUCAUCCUUAUGUGCAUAAACAUCCUCGGCCACGGAAGCCCCGCAGUUUACGGAUUUAUGAGUCACACGUUGGCAUCGCAUCCCCCGAGGGCAAAGUGGCAUCUUACAGCAACUUCACACACAACGUGCUGCCUCGAAUAAAAGACCUCGGUUAUAACUGUAUUCAGCUGAUGGCUAUCAUGGAACACGCCUAUUAUGCUAGCUUUGGUUACCAAGUCACAAGUUUCUUCGCAGCAUCCAGUCGAUUCGGCACUCCGGACGAGCUGAAGGAGCUUAUCGAUGUGGCUCACUCUAUGGGCAUCAUGGUGCUUUUAGAUGUGGUCCAUAGCCACGCCUCCAAGAACACAGAGGAUGGCCUGAACCGCUUUGAUGGCUCUGAUUCAUGCUUUUUCCACAGCGGAGAACGAGGAGAUCAUCCUCUCUGGGACAGCCGACUGUUCAACUAUUCCAGCUGGGAGGUGCUGCGAUUUCUCUUGUCCAACCUGCGCUGGUGGAUGGAGGAGUAUCGUUUUGAUGGCUUUAGGUUCGAUGGUAUUACCUCCAUGCUCUAUCACCAUCAUGGUGUCAGUUCAGGAUUUUCAGGCUCGUAUUCAGAGUACUUUGGGCUCCAAGUUGACGAGGACUCGCUAGUCUACCUCAUGCUAGCCAACCAUAUUCUACACACCCUGUAUGAGGACUGCAUAACUGUAGCUGAGGACGUGUCCGGUAUGCCCAUGCUAUGUCGACCUGUGCAGGAGGGAGGAUGUGGCUUUGACUACAGGUUGGCCAUGGCUAUUCCUGACAAGUGGAUCCAGAUCUUGAAGGAAUUCAAGGAUGAAGACUGGAACAUGGGCACCAUCGUGCACACCCUGACCAACAGGCGCUAUGGAGAGAAAUGCAUUGCGUAUGCCGAGAGCCAUGACCAGGCUCUGGUAGGAGACAAGACCCUGGCCUUCUGGCUGAUGGAUAAAGACAUGUACACCAACAUGAGCACCUUAAUUCCCAUGAACCCCGUCAUUGACCGGGGCAUUCAACUGCAUAAAAUGAUCCGGCUCCUGACACAUGCCCUGGGAGGGGAGGGCUACCUUAACUUCAUGGGUAAUGAAUUUGGUCAUCCGGAGUGGUUGGACUUCCCACGUGUUGGGAAUAAUGAGAGCUACCACUAUGCACGUCGGCAGUUUAACCUGGUGGACACAGAUCACCUGCGCUACUGCCAACUGUACAUCUUCGACCGGGACAUGAACCGCACAGAGGACAAGUAUGGCUGGCUCGCUGCACCACCGGCACAUGUCAGCACAAAGCAUGAGGGUGACAAGGUGAUCGUCUUUGAGAGAUCCAAUGUCAUUUUCAUCUUCAACUUCCACCCCACUAACAGCUACAGCGACUACAGAGUGGGAGCGGGAGCACCGGGAAAAUAUAAGAUCAAGCUGGACUCUGAUGAGGUUCAGUAUGGAGGCCAUGGCCGACUGGACCACAACACGGAAUUCUUCACUGAGCCUGUUCCUUAUAAUGAGCGUCCAAACUCUAUGCAGGUUUACAUUCCCUGCAGAACGGCUGUUGUUCUAGCCAAUGAAGAAAUCGAUUACUGCUACUGAAACACAGUGAUUCACUGAGAGAUUGAUACUCAACAAAUGUGUCUCUCCACUGAUUUUCCAUCUAAGAUUUGUGUGUGAUACACCAUAACAGCCGCGCUCUGUUUCUUCACCUUUCCCACUCACAAUUUCCAAACCAGACCUGGUUUGUUUUCAGCAAAGCACAUUGGAAUUAAUGUGCCAUAUAACAUGUAAUUGGGAACAAAUUGUAGAUUGUAGUGCAUCCCAUGGUUGCUGUUACAUUGUGGUACAUUAAUAGCAAGUUUUUUUCUGAAACUGUACGUAAACGCCAUCUGGCCUUUAGUAUAUUGUAUCUGUUUGCUAUAGCUUCUGAUACUGCUAUUAAUCCCUGUCUGGGGAAAUAAAACAACAAUUAUAUAUGUGUGGUAGCACUUCACCUGAGCCUUGUGUUCAUAGGACUACGUGAUGUCAACAUAAACCCUUCAAGACAACUGACAUAAACCUAUAUAAAUGUUUAUAAAAGCUUAUUGCAAUAAGUGUAAGUUCUCAGCUUUUGGUGAUUUAGUUGUUAAGUAUACAUAAAACCUAGUAUAACCUAGACAUGUUGUUGACAUUAGGUUGGAUUAUAACACUUUCAGGGCUGACUUACUUUCAAACAGCAUGAAUUUAUAAAUCACUGCACUUCAGAUAUUCCACUGUAACAACACUAUAACAGAGGUAUGUAUAUUUUUGGACCCUUACAUGAGUUUAAUUUUAUGGUUUAUAAGAUUUUUAUGAAUAUAUACUGUUUAUUACCAUAAAUUAGUGUUUGGUUCUGAUUUUACAUUGUCAUCCUUAUAUACAAGUAUACACAGAGCUAUGAAGUCAGUUAUAAUGAUGCUCUAAUGUAAACCAGCCUAGAAAAUGUCACAACGCAACCAUAUGUCAACAAAUUUCUCUGUCACAUGACUUGUGUAAUGUCAACUUGACAUCCAAAUGAGCUAAAUUAGUUUUUAAGACAGCUGACACCAUUGGAAUAAGCCGUUAUAAGUGUUUAUAUACUGUAAUCGAUUGGUGUCCUUUUGAGGGUGUAUUCCAACUUUGUGCCAAGUGUUCCUUGGAGUUCCUGUAACCCUGACCAGGAUAAAGAAGUUAGUGUAGAUGAAGGAAUUAAUUACGUUUAUCAGUUGUCAUGAUGAGUUUAUGAAGGUGUUAUGUUAUCAUGUGAACACGAUUAAGCAAAGUCUUACUACAUACUGUAUGUCACCACUUUUCUGGUGACACUGAUAUUAUGGUACAUAUUGAACAAAACUCUUCCUUAUAUUUGUUGGAUCUACGCUGAGACUCUAAACAUGUGAAUUAAGAUAUAUUGCAUGUGUGCGCUGAUCUGGGGCUGAAUAUACACUUUUGAGUAAUUUCCAGGUCUGGUUUGUGAUGAGAUUAAGGUUGUGAUAGGCUGAAUUUAUUCAUUUGGUGUGCCUUGCAAUGUUGUUAUUUUUUUUCAACCACUAGACUAAUGGACGGUAGGAAGAUGGACUACUGGAUGGUAAUAUGGUGAUUUGAUGAGUAUUUAAUCUUAGUGGGAAGAAAUGAACUAAAAUUUUGGAUCUUCAGAAAGACAUAAAAAACACUUCUGUGUAUUUCUUGAAUAAGAAAAAAAAAAAACAUAUCUUCUCUUAGUACAUUGUAGUAAUUAAUUUUUUUAACUGUUCUUCGAAACACCAGCUGAAUAUUCAGUCCAUCUGUGUUUAUAAAGUCUGAGUGAUUGUGAAUGGAAUGACCGCAGAUACUGUGCUAAUGGGGUUCCAUUUUAUUUAGAGAAAUUCUAACAAGGAUUCGAGUUGUGCUGAUUGUUUCAAUUGGGCCUAGAGUUAGUUUAUAUAUAUAUAUAUAUAUAUAUAUAUAUAUAU
Messenger RNA from Ictalurus furcatus (blue catfish), 4323 nucleotides. RefSeq names its product glucan (1,4-alpha-), branching enzyme 1b (gene gbe1b). Gene Ontology annotation, biological process: glycogen biosynthetic process. Gene Ontology annotation, molecular function: 1,4-alpha-glucan branching enzyme activity; cation binding; hydrolase activity, hydrolyzing O-glycosyl compounds. The coding region runs from base 407 to 2476 and encodes 689 amino acids. The record is from RefSeq and is a predicted model, not a curated record. The transcript has 16 exons. Gene Ontology annotation, cellular component: cytoplasm. Lineage: Eukaryota; Metazoa; Chordata; Actinopteri; Siluriformes; Ictaluridae.